Alosa sapidissima (American shad) is the source of this 900-nucleotide messenger RNA. RefSeq names its product protocadherin-15-like. Gene Ontology annotation, cellular component: plasma membrane; catenin complex. Lineage: Eukaryota; Metazoa; Chordata; Actinopteri; Clupeiformes; Clupeidae. Gene Ontology annotation, molecular function: calcium ion binding; cadherin binding. The record is from RefSeq and is a predicted model, not a curated record. Bases 1 to 900 code for a protein of 299 amino acids. Gene Ontology annotation, biological process: homophilic cell-cell adhesion. The transcript is spliced from 6 exons.
AUGUCAGUCAGCUCUUGUGUGGCUUUCGCUGCGCUCCGUGCUGUUGCAACCUCCACGACAACCGUCAACAUCCUGGUCACCGACGUCAAUGACAAUGAUCCCAUCUUCGAUCGCUCGUUCCCCAGGAACCUCUCGGUCCUUGAGGAGGAGGCCAACGCCUUCGUAGGCCAAGUGAAGGCCAGCGACCCGGACGCGGGGGCCAACGGCGAGGUCCGCUACCGUCUCCUGACCCACAACGGCCUUUUCCGCAUCAACAGCUCAGGGGCCAUCAUCACGGUGGCGCCGCUGGACCGCGAGGUCAGAGGUCAAUACCAGCUGCUGGUGGAGGCUUCGGACGGCGCCCAGGACCCACGGCGCACCACCCUACUGCUCCCCGUCACUGUGAUCGACGUGGACGACAACAGCCCGGUCUUCUCCCAGCCGGCGUACGAGGCCACGCUCGCCGAGAACAGCCCCGCCGGCACGGUCCUCCUCCACCUCAGUGCACAUGAUGCUGACCUGAACUCCAACGUCACGUACCGGAUCAGAACCGAGGAGGCCCGGCAGCUGUUCUCUCUGGACCCAGUGACGGGCCAGCUCUCCGCCCAGCACACGCUGGACUUCGAGACACUGGCCCCCGAGGCCGUCACACACACCUUUGUGGUGGAGGCAGUGGACAGCCAGGGCAGCAUGCCUCCCGGUCUGACCACGGUCACGGUCAAGAUAAUAGACAUGAACGACUACUCUCCCGUGUUUAGUCAGGCUCUGUACCGAGGGGUAGUGGCUCCCAACGCUGUCAAGGGGACUGUCAUCAUCAUGGUGUCGGCAAAGGAUGGGGACCCCCCUGUGAGUGCUGACAGACAUGCUUGUGUGUCUACACGGCUCAAUGCUCUCAGCAGUCGCCUGGCUGAUGGCGGCUAA